AUGGGAAUGGCUUUGAAAAAGUUGAUCGAGGAUGCUAUUGAGAGCGCUACUAGGAGUCUUAAAAGUAAAGAAGAUGAACUUAAAUGCGCUGAUAAAGGCUCUGAUGGGCUAUAUGGCAACUAUUGUAAUACGCUUCAAAAGAAAAUUGAAGACGAGAAAGAUGGAUCUCAAAAAUCUAGACACCAAUCUGACUUGAAGAAACAUUACUCUGAUGUACAUUCCUCUGAGGAUAAAAGAAGGGGCGCUUUGGAUGAUAUCGAUGCCCGUCGUAUCUCUCUUGGUACGCUUGCUGGACAACUUAUGGGUUUUAUUGGCAGUGGACAGGAAGUUAAAGAUGCAUUGUUGAAGGGUUUGCACAGUAACGUAAGUCAGCUUGAAAAGCUUUUAAAUGCAUCUUGCGGAGGAGAGGGGUGUUGUAAGAACAAAUUGCCUGGGAUUGAGAAACUUAAGGAAACGAAAAGCUCUGAUGAAAAUAAUGUUGAAAGGCAAUUCAAUGGCCUUCAACCUAAAUUAAGUGAGAUAGAAAAGGAAAUUGCUGAAAACAUUAGCAAGCUUAAUACUACAAUUCAGCGUUUUGAGAGUGAAAAGACCGCUAAAAAAGAUGCUUUCUCUGAGAAGGAUUCUAAAUCCCUUAACUCUCAUCAGUCAUCCAUGAAGUCUCUUGAGACACUGAAUGGGCUUUGUGGAUAUGCUAAGCAACUUGAAACAGUGUCAGCUAAUAAUCCACGUGAUUUACUUACUAACCUGUGCUCUGGCCUUGAGACCUUCCUAGGCUUCAACCCAUCAUCCAAAGGCUACGAUGGCACUGGCAUCGUGUACUCGGACCUUGACAGGCUGUGUGACGGGAUGAUGGCGUUCUUGCACGGGGUGUUGGAGAGUGUUAAGGAUGAUGAUAACGUUACAACAUAUAAUGAAUACAUUGAUGAAGAACAUAAAAUUGAUAAAGUUCUCUCCACUUUACAAUCUAAAAUUGGCUCCGGGCGUGGAGGCCUUUCGAAGUCUGUCACUAAGGUGAAGGAGUGGUUGGGGAAAUAUAAUGAGGAAGUUGGUAACAAGACUGGAGCAGUGACUGAAGGAUUAUCUUCACUUAUAGGUAAGUUGCGUAGUGAUAUUUCAUCUGGUGCAGGUGGAAAUGAGUAUUACAAGGAAGUGGAGAAGCAAGAGAACUCUGGGCUCGGCACUCAACUAAUGGGUUGGACGUCGACCGUGCAGAAGAUUAAAUUUGAACUUAAUGACAUAGAAACACGUAAUAUUAAGACACUAGAUCCUACACUUAGCGCACAACUAACGCACAAAGUAGAUCCGAUAACUAAGGUUGUCGAGCACCUGGAAAGGGUGGCUGGGAACAGUGACUUUGCCGAUAAGGUGACGGCGGUGGACGAUCAAUUCACCCAGCAAGAAAAACAUGUGAGAGGGCAAAUUGACAAGAAAUGUUCAGGCCUUCAGGCACAACUGAGCACUCAAUUUCAUAAUAUCAACCGUAAUAUUGUGGCCAUUGCGGAGAAAAGGACUGAACACUUGGACCCAUUGUUGAAACUUGUCAGUGAUCUAAAGCAGACUGUGACAGCUGCUGGCGGAGCGGCCGAUCAGUUGGUUAGUGAUUAUGAGAGUCAGAUUGUCAAUGGGUUGAAUAACAUAAACGAGAAAAAAUUACUUGGCACCAAAGAUAUUACUACUCAGCUCCAGGAUGUCGUUGGUCGAAUAACUCCGCAGUUAACUAACCUUAGUCAGCAUUUGGGGACGCUUAGGAACAGUCAUAUAGAGGUUCAGCAAACGGUGGGCAGCGGGUUGCAAGAGAUAAUUCGUGAGUUGAAUCAGCAGAUUGGAGCACUUAAGGGCCAGUUAAAUGAGAAGUUUAAUAAGUAUGUGAAAGCCUAUGUUACGCAGGUUCAGGGAGAAGUGAAGCGUAUUAAGAAGGAAAUGACGAUGGUGAAUCCGAAUGGCUCAAAUUCCGAACUUCACCAGCAAGCCACUUCAGUCCAGCAGAACAUUCGAGACCUGGAUGGCGAACUUGAUAAGGGCGCCAAUGCAAUUGGCACUGCAAUUAAUUUAGCCGCAAAUGGAAUUAAUAACGCACUGGGCAGUUUGGAUGGGAAAGUAAGAAGUGGAUUAUGGAGUGUGAGAGAAGGGUUAAGAACGCAGUUGCAGCAGUAUGUUAAGGGGUAUGUCACUGCAGUUAAUGAACAAGUUGAAGUGGUGAAAGGCCCUGGGAAGGAAGCUAACACAGGUAUCGAAGGAAUUAAGAAGCGAAUGAAGGAAUACGCGGACGCUAUUUUCACAAAUAUGGGUACGACGGAGAGUGGGAUGAUGGAUGAGUGGAUUGUUAAGAUUUUAACCAAUAAUGGUUUGGUAAUAAAGAAGCUUGAGGACUACGUUAAUUUUAACAAAGAUCGCAGCAAGGCCACGAAGAAUCAUUUCAAAGGCAGUAUCAACGGAGCAAAUGAUUUGCAUGAUAAUAUUAAGCCUGCAAUUAUGAAUGCGCUUAAGGAUCAAGUAUAUGCGACGGUUAAAGGAACCUAUGAUGUACAACCCACCGGUGAUGUUGCAGGGGAUUUACGAAAAUUGCAGAAUUUUUUGGAGGCAUAUGCCCAGAGACUAGACACAAAACUGAAGACCCCUGGCACAGAAUCGUAUAUCUCGAAGAUAGUCGAGGAUAUUCUGAAAACAAUUCAAACAGCGGUGGUGGAGGUUGUAACCAACCCCAAACCCAGGAUAUGCUGGUUAUAA
Messenger RNA from Babesia ovata, 2727 nucleotides. RefSeq lists its product as uncharacterized. The record is from RefSeq and is a predicted model, not a curated record. The coding region runs from base 1 to 2727 and encodes 908 amino acids. The transcript is spliced from 2 exons. Lineage: Eukaryota; Apicomplexa; Aconoidasida; Piroplasmida; Babesiidae.